CACAUUCGGCUGCACAUGGAAGGCACGCUCACAGCUCGGGACAAGGUCGGGGUGCAGGAUUUCGUGCUGCUGGACGCGCACACCAGCGAGUCUGCUUUUCUGGACAAUCUGCGCAAGCGUUUCAGAGAGAAUCUCAUCUAUACGUAUAUCGGGACUCUCCUUGUGUCCGUGAACCCAUACCAGGAACUCGGGAUCUACACAGUGAGCCAGAUGGAACUUUAUCAAGGCGUCAAUUUCUUUGAACUGCCUCCACAUGUGUACGCCAUAGCCGACAACGCCUACCGCAUGAUGUGCUCGGAGCUGAACAACCACUUCAUCCUCAUUUCCGGAGAAAGCGGCGCAGGCAAGACGGAGGCCUCCAAGAAGAUCCUCCAGUAUUUCGCAGUGACCUGCCCCAUGACCGAGUCACUGCAGACUGCCCGCGAUAGACUGUUACUCUCCAACCCGGUGCUGGAGGCCUUUGGAAACGCCAAGACGCUCCGGAACGACAACUCCAGCAGAUUUGGGAAGUACAUGGAUAUCCAGUUUGAUUUUAAGGGCAUUCCUGUCGGGGGCCACAUCACCAGUUACCUGAUAGAAAAGUCGCGGGUUGUCUGCCAGAACCAGGGCGAGCGGAACUUCCACAUCUUCUACCAGCUCCUGGAGGGUGGGGAAGAGAGGCUGCUGGCGUGCCUGGGGCUGGAGCGGGACCCCCAGCUGUAUAAGUACCUCUCACAGGGUCAUUCUGCCAAACAGUCCUCCAUCAAUGAUGAGGAUGCCUGGAAAACUGUGUCCAACGCCUUUUCUGUGAUCGAUUUUACAGACGGUGACCUGGAGAAUCUCUUUGGGAUCAUCGCCAGUGUCCUGCACUUGGGGAACAUCUGUUUCGAGGAGAGCCGCCAGGGAUGUGCCACCAUCCCCCACACCCAUGAGAUCAAGUGGAUCGCCAAGCUCCUGGGGGUCCAGCCGUCGGUCCUUCUGGACGCUCUCACCCACAGAAAGAUUGAAGCCAAAACGGAAGAGGUGAUCUGCCCUCUGACGCUGGAACUCUCCGUGUUCGCGCGAGAUGCGGUGGCGAAGUCUGUGUACGAGCGCACCUUCACGUGGCUCGUCAAUAAAAUCAACUCCUCCCUCGUGAACAAGGAUUUCACCAAGAAGACUGUGAUCGGGUUGCUCGAUAUCUACGGGUUCGAGGUCUUUGACAAGAAUGGGUUUGAGCAAUUCUGCAUAAAUUACUGCAAUGAGAAACUGCAGCAGCUGCUGAUCGAGAGGACGUUGAAAGCGGAGCAGGCUGAGUACGACCUGGAAGGGAUCCAGUGGGAGCCCAUUCAGUAUUUUAACAACAAAAUCAUCUGCGAUUUGGUGGAAGAGAGACACAAAGGGAUCAUUUCCAUCCUGGAUGAGGAGUGUAUUCGUCCUGGCCCUGCGACAGACUUGAGCUUCCUGGAGAAGCUGGAAGAGAAAGUGGGUCGCCACGCACACUUCCAGACCCGGAAGUUGGCGGGUCCUAAGGGCCGGAAGCGGAUUGGCUGGCUGGAUUUCCAGCUCCUCCACUAUGCAGGAGAGGUCACCUACUGCACCAAAGGCUUCCUGGAGAAAAACAACGACCUACUCUACCGGCACUUGAAAGAGGUGCUGUGCCAGUCCCAGAACCGCAUCCUCCGGGAGUGCUUCCUGGUGGCCGAGUUAGAGAACCACCGGCGGCCGCCCACGGUGGGAACCCAGUUUAAAAACAGCCUCAGCAGCCUCCUGGAAACCCUCAUCUCAAAGGAACCCUCCUAUAUCCGCUGCAUCAAGCCCAACGAGAGGAAGGAGCCCAGCAAGUUCGAUGACUUCCUCAUAAGGCACCAGGUCAAGUACCUGGGGCUGAUGGAGCACCUGCGUGUGAGGCGGGCCGGCUUCGCCUACCGGCGGAAGUACGAGCACUUCCUGCAAAGGUACAAGUCCCUGUGUCCGGACACCUGGCCGCACUGGCGCGGGCCGCCAGCAGAGGGCGUCGAGCGGCUGAUCAAGUACAUCGGCUACAGCCCUGAGGAGUACAAGCUGGGGAGAACCAAAAUAUUCAUUCGAUUCCCCAGAACUCUCUUUGCCACGGAAGAUGCCUUUGAAUUUAGCAAACAUCAAUUAGUUGCAAGAAUCCAAGCCACGUACCGAGGCUGCCUGGAGCGGAGAGAGUAUCUGCUGAAGAGGCAAGCAGCUGUCAGGCUUGAAGCCCACUGGCGUGGAGUCCUGGCUCGGAAGGAGGCUGAAAAGAGGAAGUGGGCCGUGUGGAUCAUCAGGAAGUUCAUUAAGGGAUUCAUCCAUCGUGACAAGCCCCUGAGUCCCGAUGACGAGGAGUUCCUCCUGCUGGUGCGCAAGAAUUACAUUUUGAACCUGCGGUAUCACGUCCCAAAGAGCGUCUUGGAUAAGAGUUGGCUGAGGCCGCCAGGCAUCCUAGAAAACGCGUCGGCGCUGCUCCGGACCAUGUGCACCAGGAACCUGGUGCGGAAGUACUGCUGCGGGAUCACAGCCGAGCGGAGAGCACUGAUGCAGCAAAAGGUGGUAGCCAGCGCGGUCUUCAGGGGCAAGAAAGAGGGUUACGCAGAGAGUCUGAAUCAACCCUUCGCCCACAGCCGCAUCGAUGAAGGCGACAUUAACCCCAAGGUGCUCCAGCUGCUCGGCAGUGACCAGAUCCAGUACGGCGUCCCAGUGAUCAAAUACGACAGGACCAGCUCCAAGGCGCGCCCACGGCAGCUGCUCCUCACGCAGAAAGCCGCCUACGUGGUUGAAGAGGCCAUAAUCAAGCAGAAAAUCGAGUACGCGGCACUCCGGGGGGUCUCCACGAGCAACCUGCGGGACGGGCUCUUGGUCAUCCACGUUUCGCCCGAGGUCCACAAGCAAAAGGGGGAUGCCAUCCUGCAGUGCGAAUAUAUCUUUGAGGUCGUCACCAAGCUCGUCUUGCUGGUUAAGAAGGAGAACCUCGUCCACGUCGUUCAGGGCAGUUUGCAGUUUUAUAUAAGUCCUGGGAGAGAAGGUACAAUUGUUUUCGACACUGGACCGGAAGAACAAAUCUAUAAAGACAAAAAAGGACAAUUAACAGUGUUCCAGCUGGUAAGUUCCACCUCAUUCCCCACCCGGGGCAGCGGUGACCACGCCGCUGCCACCCUGCGCCUGCUGAAUGGAGGGAAAGCAGAUUAUUUCUGA
Messenger RNA from Sorex fumeus (smoky shrew), 3162 nucleotides. RefSeq names its product myosin IH (gene MYO1H). Gene Ontology annotation, molecular function: ATP binding; actin filament binding; microfilament motor activity. The coding region runs from base 16 to 3162 and encodes 1048 amino acids. The record is from RefSeq and is a predicted model, not a curated record. The transcript has 31 exons. Gene Ontology annotation, biological process: actin filament organization; vesicle transport along actin filament. Gene Ontology annotation, cellular component: myosin complex; vesicle; actin cytoskeleton. NCBI's taxonomy places the organism in Eukaryota, Metazoa, Chordata, Mammalia, Eulipotyphla, Soricidae.